Molecule: messenger RNA, 1980 nt
Organism: Manis javanica (Malayan pangolin)
Lineage: Eukaryota; Metazoa; Chordata; Mammalia; Pholidota; Manidae
Gene: CDT1
Product: chromatin licensing and DNA replication factor 1
Biological process (GO): DNA replication preinitiation complex assembly; regulation of DNA-templated DNA replication initiation; DNA replication checkpoint signaling
Cellular component (GO): nucleus
Molecular function (GO): DNA binding; DNA polymerase binding
Source: RefSeq, a predicted model, not a curated record
AGCCCAUGGGGGGCGGGGCCAGCCGCGGCGGGAAAAUCGCUGGGAAGCGCGGCUGCGCUUCCGGCUCGUUGAGUCUCGUUCUGCGUCCUAGUCGCGGUCCCCGGCCCGCCAUGGCGCAGCCCCGCCUCACCGACUUCUUCGCGCGCCGCCGCCCCGGUCCCCGCGCCGCGCUCCCUAGGGCCAAGCCGGCCUGGCGCACCCCGAGCCCCGCCAAGCCCGCGGCCUGCGUCCCGGCUCCCAGCCCUGCCCGCGGCCGCAAGCGCGCCCGCCCGCCCGCCGAGCCCGCCCGCGACGAGCCCGCGCCGCCCGCGCGCAGGAGGUUGCGGCUGCUGGCCGACCCGGCGAGGGCGCGGCGCGGGGAACCUGAGGCCGGGGAAGGGCGCCGGCCGGGGUCCGAAGAGACAUGCCCAGGAGGGCGCCUAAGACCGAGGGUCUCCAGCCCCGGUUCCCCGGCUGCUCCUGCCUCCCCGGAGCAGGCGGCCCUCGCAGCAGGCCAGCCGUCCCUCCGGGCAGCCCAGGAGGACAAGAUCACCUGUUCUGAGCUCAAGUCGUGUCUGCAACGGGCACGGGAGCUGGGGAAACGAGUCCAGGAGCUGAGGACGGCUCAGAAGGAUGCUGGGGAACCCAGCGCGCCGGCGGCCGAGGGGCGCCCAGCGGGGCCAUGUGAAAAGGUGCCUGCGUACCAGCGCUUCCACGCCCUGGCCCAACCUGGGCCCCCUGGCCUCGUGUUGCCCUACAAGUACCAGGUGCUGGCCGAGAUGUUCCGCAGCAUGGACACCAUUGUGGGCAUGCUCUACAACCGCUCUGAGACUGUGACCUUCGCCAAGGUCAAGCAGGGUGUUCAGGACAUGAUGCGCAAGCGCUUUGAGGAGCGCAACGUGGGCCAGAUCAGAACCGUGUAUCCUACUUCUUAUCGCUUCCGCCAGGAGCGCAACGUUCCCACCUUCAAGGAUGGUGUCAAGCGGUCCGAUUACCAGCUCACCAUUGAGCCGCUGCUGGACCAGGAGGCUAGUGGCACGGUCCCCCAGCUCACGGCCUCCCGCCUCCUGCAGCGGCGGCAGGUCUUCAGCCAGAAUCUGGUGGAUCGUGUCCGGGAGCAUCACAGGGCCUUCCUGGCUUCCCUGAACCCCCCCAUGGUGGUGCCUGAGGACCGGCUGACACGCUGGCACCCCCGUUUCAAUGUGGAUGAAGUGCCUGACAUUGAGCCGGCUGAACUGCCCCAACCACCCACUGCGGAGAAGCUGGCCACUGCCCAGGAGGUGCUGGCCCGUGCCCGCAGCCUGCUGUCACCCCGGAUGGAGAAGGCCCUGAGUGACCUGGUCCUACGCACGGCGGAGCCCAGCAGCCCUGGGUCCCUGAACCCGGCACUGCCAGCCACCCCACCGGCCACUCCACCCACUGCCCUGAAGGGGGUGUCCCAGGACCUGCUGGACCGGAUCCGAGCUAAGGAGGUGCAGAAGCAGCUGGCACGGAUGACACGGUGCCCAAAGCAGGAGCAGCGGCUGCAGCGGCUUGAGCGGCUUCCCACGCUGGCCCGUGUGUUGCGCAGCAUCUUUGUGUCUGAGCACAAGCCAGCACUCACCAUGGAGGUGGCCUGUGCCAGGAUGGCGGGCAGCUACCAUGCAGCCAUGAGCCCUGGGGAGAUGGAAAGUCACGUGCGACUCCUCUCUGAGCUGCUGCCUGACUGGCUCAGCCUCCACCAAAUCCGUACCAGCACCUACAUCAAGCUGGACAAGGCUGCUGACCUGGCGGGAGUCAGUGCCCGGCUGGCCCACCUCAUCCGGGCUGAAGAGGCGCUGUAAGCCUCACAGAUGUGUGCCUCUCAUUCCCGAUCCUGAUGCACUCUGCUCUCCCUCCUGACUCUCCAUGGGGCUCUGAGGCUGGACCAGGCUGUGGCUGCAGGGCCUGAGGGUCUCAGGCCAGUGUGGAUGGCAGGCCCACCCUCGAAGUGUGCGUCAUUAAACUGAUUCCUGUUGUUGA